AUGACCUCUAGUGCAACCUCUAGUUACAUCUUCAAAAAACUUUUGAAACUGAAAACUGAGGUCAUCCCCAUUCUUGACGUUGGAAUAAUGAAUGCAAAAGGGAUUUGGGAAGAAGUUCGAAUCAAGCAUGAUAAGGUCCCAUGGCAAAAGCUUAUUUGGUUCCCUCUUCACAUCCCUAAAUUCAGUGUCAUUGCUUGGUUAGCUAUCCUUGAUCGACUCCCAACUAGGGAAAGACUCUUACGAAUAGGACUCACCAUCAAUGGUCAAUGUAUUCUAUGCAAUGCUGCUUUUGAAACGAGAAACCACUUAUUUGCUGAUAGCAUUAUGGCAACUUCUCUUUGGAAUGGUAUUUUGCAUCUUUCUCUACUGUCUUUGCCUCAUAUGUCUUGGGAAAAUAAGCUUACUUGGGCUUAUUCAACUUGGAAAGGUAAAUCUCUCUUAACCUCAAUUAUGAAGAUUGCAAGGAAUGCUUUCAUUUACAAAAUUUGGGAGGAGAGAAAUAGACGCAUGUUUCAAGGGAAAUCAAGAACUGCUGAAGACUUGCUUGAUUCUAUUAAAGAAAGUGUUGGUGCUCAACAUAGAAAUAGAGACUUUAAUAGGCUUGACAAUGUUAAUAGGCUUCUUUGUAACAAUUGGAACAUAGGCUGA
Hibiscus syriacus is the source of this 648-nucleotide messenger RNA. RefSeq lists its product as uncharacterized. The record is from RefSeq and is a predicted model, not a curated record. The coding region runs from base 1 to 648 and encodes 215 amino acids. The transcript has a single exon. Lineage: Eukaryota; Viridiplantae; Streptophyta; Magnoliopsida; Malvales; Malvaceae.